AUGAAUGUUACAGUACCAGCAGCAUUGACCAAGGCGGCGCAAUGGGCCGCCGCCAAUCCGGGAAAGACGCUAGCGAUGGGUGGCGGGGCAGCUUUGGUCGCUGUACCGAUGAUGGCGGCGGCUCCUGUGAUAGGGGCGGCGGGAUUCGGUGUGAAUGGAAUCAUCGGCGGAUCCCUCGCCGCGAGCGCACAAAGCGGUAUCGGCAGUGUCCUCGCCCCAUCACUGUUCGCCACGCUGCAGAGCGCUGGCGCUGGCGGGUACGGUGUUGCCGCGGUCUCAGCGGCAGUCCAGGGUGCAGGUGCUCUUGUUGCAGGGUCUGCUGGAGCUAUGUCCGUGUUGCAGAAGAAGGGGAAGAAAGCCGAAGAUGAUGCAGCUGUCGAAGAGAAGGAAGGCGACCAAACUGAUGAAGAUAUCACAGCGGAGUCUACUCCGAACCUUUGA
Messenger RNA from Xylaria bambusicola, 441 nucleotides. RefSeq lists its product as uncharacterized. NCBI's taxonomy places the organism in Eukaryota, Fungi, Ascomycota, Sordariomycetes, Xylariales, Xylariaceae. The record is from RefSeq and is a predicted model, not a curated record. Bases 1 to 441 code for a protein of 146 amino acids. Gene Ontology annotation, cellular component: membrane. The transcript has 3 exons.